Messenger RNA from Chroicocephalus ridibundus (black-headed gull), 3129 nucleotides. It is a transcript of the gene TMEM79, whose product is annotated as transmembrane protein 79. The record is from RefSeq and is a predicted model, not a curated record. Bases 848 to 1999 code for a protein of 383 amino acids. Gene Ontology annotation, cellular component: lysosomal membrane; trans-Golgi network membrane. NCBI's taxonomy places the organism in Eukaryota, Metazoa, Chordata, Aves, Charadriiformes, Laridae. The transcript has 4 exons. Gene Ontology annotation, biological process: regulated exocytosis.
CGGCGGUCUCAGGCGGCUGGGCCAUGGUGGUCGCUCUGCCGGGAGCUGGGCCUCAGGGGGGCUGUUCCCGCUGUGAGCCCUCCCUAUAGCUGUCCCGCGACAUGAGCCUGGCUGUGGGGCAGGCGUCCCCCUGCCUUGGCGCCUCAGGGCCGCCCCUGAGGGGUGUUACGGGGGUCACACUCCAUCCUUGUGAGGGCCCUGAGCUGGGGUGGCGGCAGGAAUCCCUCCCCAGCCCUGGGAUUCCCUUCACGCCGCCAUGCAGCACGGAGGCCCGGUGCUGGGACGGGGACUCCCCGGGGUCCCGUUGGCGUGUCACCUCCUCAGCAUGGCCAUGGCUUUCACAGGAGAUCCAGGCCUGGCCUGUCUCCGCCAUGGCUGACAAGCACUGGGGCUUCUCCUGCACCAGGCCCUGCCGCCAGCCCUCCUGGCACAGAACCCCCCUGGAAGGGGGACACGCUGCCCUGUGCCAACCCCUCCAUGGUGGCUGUCCCAUGCAGGGACACAUCCCCGGGCGUGGGUGGGCUGGGGAGCUGGCAGAGGGCUUGAGGGGCCACCACAGGCUCGGCCCCGCGUCGGGCAAGGCGGCUGCGCCUGCCCCUUUGGCUCGGCCCCACCUUGGGCUGGUUAAACAGGUUUGAAGUCUACACACAGAUUGAGGAAGCAUUUCGCAGGCUCCCAGCACGGCUGCCGCUGCUGCGUGGCCCCCCCCAGGCCCAUGGCCCCCCACCUCUCUCCAAGGUGAAGUGGAAGGGACAGGAACCCAGUCCCCUCUCGACACCCCAAAACACAGGAGAGUUUCUUGCCAGUCCCCAGCUGCGUCCCGAGUGAUACUGAGCCGGCUGCUCUCAUGGCUGCCGCUGACCCCAUCCUGCCUCCUGAGGAGGUGGCUUUGCUGGAGCUAGGGAAGGUUGCCCUGGCCACCCCCCUGGACAAGGUGCCACCGGCCCCAGGUGAACAUCCAGGGGACCCUGAUGCCACCCUGCCAUGGGACCGGAGCCAGCACAGCGCCCCGAGCCAGCCAGAGCCUGCAGAGACAAAGAGGCGCUCAAGUCCCGAAGGGGGCCGCGAAGAUCCAGAAGAGGCUGCUCUCAACUGCCCCCCAGCUGAGGCCGAAGACGAGGAAGCCCCCGGGCUGCCCGUGAUGGCGGCCCAUGUCUUUGUGCCCAUCGACCCGCAGUGCAUUGAGCAGAGACCCAGCAAGCAGAAGAAGCAACCCACCCCGUGGCCUCAGGAGGAGGGCAAGGGGGGGCACGUCCCCCACAGCAACAGACCCGACGGCCUCCGCCAGAAGCAGGUCUUCCUUCCCAUCGGCCCCUCACGCUACAGGGACCCGCUGGGCUUUGAGGGGCGAGUGACCAAGCCACUGGCUGAGGAGCCGGGGUGCCUGUGCGCCAGAGAGUGCGGCACCGGCAACCUAAAGGCCGUGGCCUCCGUGGUGGGGGCCCUGCUCCUCUGCCCCUGCUUCAUCUAUGGGGCCUACGUCUUUCUGCCUUUUGACGCGCCGCUGCUGCCCACCGUCAGCGCCCGCCUGGUCUACACGCUGCGCUGCGCCGCCUUUGCCACCUUCCCCAUCGUUCUGGGGAUGAUUGUCAGCGGCAUCUCCCGCCUCUGCUCCUCUGCAUUGGAGGCCUUCGGGGAGCUGCAGCGGGAGGUGGAGAUCCACCGCACCUACGUCUCCCAGUCCGUCCAUCUCUUCAUCCUCUACUUCUUCAACAUGGCUGUGCUGGCCACCUACCUCCCACAGGAGGUCCUCAAGCUCAUCCCCCUGCUCACGGGGCUUUUUGCCAUCUCCCGGUUGAUUUACUGGCUGUCAUACGCCAUUGGACGCUCCUUCCGCGCCUUCGGCUUCAGCAUGACCUUCCUGCCCCUCCUGGCCAUGCUAGUCUGGAACCUCUACAGCAUGUUCGUCGUGGAGCCCGAAAACCUCCUUGCUGUGGCAGCGCCAAAGCCCGAGGACGGCUCCAAGGCCAACGGAGCCAAACUGCGGUACUGGGGGUGAGGGAGACCCCAGGGAGAUGGGGUGCCGGGACCCCACAGUGCAGAGGGCUUGAGCCUUCCUCGCUGCCCUGCCUUGGCAGCCUUGGAGGUGGAGGGGUGCAGGCGGAUCUGGCUGGGCCCCCGCUCCCUGCCCAGGCCCGGCGGGGUUUUGCUGGGCACCCGGGGUUUUGCUGGGUACCAGAGUUGAUAGAGCCAAGCUGUAAAACCCUCUGCACUGGGAGAUUCCUGCAGGAGGGCGAACAGGGCCCGGAGCAAGACCAGUGAGCCCUGUUCCACGGGGAUGGGGCAGGCUGGGAGUUGCGAACCUCAUGCUGGAGCUGGCUUUGCCCAAUAAAGCCCUUCACCGAGUGGCUCUGUGGCUGGUUUGGGGCGGGGGGGGUUACAUUCCCAUGGAAUCGCUGCUGCCAGGAUUUAUAGCUUCGCCCUCGCAAAGCCAUCAUCCAGCCCCAAAAUGAUGUUUCCAAGAGGGGGGGGGAAAAGAUGCUUCCCCAAACUGUCCAUCUCCCAGCGCUGCAGCAGCACCCCAGCCCUGCGUCCUGCUCCUGGGUCCCUGCGUGGCUGGUCCUGCCCAGCCUGUCCCUCCUCCUCUUCCUCCUGGUGGAGGUUCACAAACCAGUUGGCCGGGUAGGAGGGAGGGAGCCCUGCCCCAGGGAGGGAUGCAGGGAGAAGCCAGGAUGGGUGAGCUGGCAGCAGGCUUGCCGCUGACGAGGGCUGGGGAUGGCUGAUCCCCCCCAAGGACGGGCACCCAGCCUGCACCCCUCAGGGCACCCCUUGGGAGUCCUUUGCAGACCCCUGGGAGUCCAGCCCCGUGGAAUUCUGAUUGUCUCAGUUCUCUCAUUCUCUGCGUAACCCAAACCAGUUAAAAAUCCACCAAAUAAAGGGAAAGCCCCUCCAGCCCUACAUCUGCCAAGUGUUCGGCUCGUCCCGCCUCCCAUCCCUGAAUCACGGGAGCGGCUCACCCACUGCAGCCCAGCUGAGCUGGGGAACGGGAACAGCGUGACUCCUCAAACACGCUUCUUGGCAGGGGCAGGGCCCGCAGCCUGCGCUCACGCUGACCCCACGGUUCAUAAAAAAACCACCCCAGAGCACCACCCGCUGCUGCGGGGCAGGAGUCAAUCUAGGGGCAGGGAG